GGCGGGUCCUCAGCAGGCGGUCCCAGACUAGUAGGCGGCUUCAACCCUGACUUCUUGCUUCUGUUGAUUUGCCAGAACAGCGUAGCCUCUACAGGCAAUUAACGGCUAAAGAUGAGGGUAAACAUGAUACGAGGAUAUACAUUACUCUUACUUCAUUACUUGCUCACCCAAACAAAAGCAGAAAUCACAGAUUUUAAUUGGAAGAACACAGGACCUGGAAGACGCAUCACCGAUAGCAGCCAAGUCCUGGUCAAAAUAGACCAAGCGCCCUUGCUCAUCUGUUCGUUCAGAUGCUCUUCGAUUCUAGAAUGCUUGGCCUUCAAUUACGGAGGUCCCUCUCAAACGUGUGAGUUGCUCAAAACAACACCCAUCGUGGCAGGGCUCCUUUCGUCUCCGGCAGUGGCGGAAGCACCUGACUGGAACAUUUAUACUUACGCCAAGCCUCAAAAGUGUCCUGCAGGCGGGGUUCCUUUGCCUUACGACAUCCCCUACAACCUAGGAGGACCGACUGUGGAGGGCUACACCUGCAGCAGCCACUCUUGGAUUCUGGACCAGAUGAAAAAUGGAAUGAAUGCUUGCCGUUUGGUUUGGUAUGCAAAAACAGAUGUCUCCGGAAAUGACGCUCCUAACUACAAUGGAAAAACCAACCCUUAUCAUGAAGCACUAAGAAACUGCUUCGUCAGCAAGUGUGUGGGUGUAGCCUGCGAUGCAGCCUUAACUACGUGCUGGUUGAAAACCACACCAGUAGCAGACAUUCAACCAUUCGUGGGAAAUACAGGCGACAGAAAUUACUGGCGCACCGAAUGCCAGUAGUGGGAGAGUCCAAAAACACCGGCCCUCUAGCGGACGCAAUUUGCCCUACAGAAAGUGACCCGUCUCUGGUGCACAGUGAAACUCCUUCUCUGGUGUACAGCAAAACUUCUCUGAUGCACAGCAAAACUCCUUCUCUGGUGCACAGCAAAACUCAGUCUCUGGUGCACAGCAAAACUCCGUCUCUGGUGCACAGCAAAGCUCCUUCUCUGGUGUACAGCAAAACUCCGUCUCUGGUGCACAGCAAAACUCCUCUGGUGUACAGCAAAACUCAGUCUCUGGUGCACAGCAAAACUCCGUCUCUGGUGCACAGCAAAACUCAGUCUCUGGUGUACAGCAAAACUCCGUCUCUGGUGCACAGCAAAACUCUAGUAUCAUAACACUAACGACUGGCUCUUUCUUUGAGAUGUCGUAUGAAUGACUUAUGUGCACUUUCAACUAAAAAAAAAAAGGUGGAAUAUGCACAGGACACACAGGUAUAAACCUAAAAAUCACCCAAGGCACAAAAAUAUUGCUUUGGAACAUCACUACUUUUUUUUUCACCUGUUUCCAAUCACUGUUUUUGCCAUUCACGACAGAUGUGUGGCUAACAAUGUAGAAGGGGGUUUUGACAUAUGAACACUUCUAGGAACAUUUUGAAGUAUACAUGUGAUAUGGAAAAGUUUCUCGGUAGUCACGAUAGCCAGCCAAAAUCAGAUGAAAACUAAGCUCGAAAUGGCAACAGCCCAGGCCUGCAUGAAGGCAGGAAUACUAGAGUAGAUUCACAUCAACGUGCAUCUGAUGUCUAGGCCGGUCUCUUAC
Messenger RNA from Macrobrachium nipponense, 1611 nucleotides. RefSeq lists its product as uncharacterized. The record is from RefSeq and is a predicted model, not a curated record. NCBI's taxonomy places the organism in Eukaryota, Metazoa, Arthropoda, Malacostraca, Decapoda, Palaemonidae. Bases 112 to 813 code for a protein of 233 amino acids. The transcript is spliced from 7 exons.